Molecule: messenger RNA, 885 nt
Organism: Acanthosepion pharaonis
Lineage: Eukaryota; Metazoa; Mollusca; Cephalopoda; Sepiida; Sepiidae
Source: the annotation of a GenBank genome assembly
AUGCUGACUCCCACUGAUGAAUAUUCUCCCCACAAUUCCAGACAACUAGAUGUCAGUCCUUUGGCUUUUUCUGAUGAUUGGCUGAGUCACCAGAGAAGAGAGGUGUUUACUACAUGCUUCUCCAGAAUUGCAAUCUUCUCUUUUUUUUCUCUCAUUCUAUUUCUUUUUUUUUCUCUCUCACUCUACAUUUCUCCUUUUCUCUCUCUCUCUCUCUCUCCAUCUCUUAUUUUCUCUCUCUCUCCAUCUCUUAUUUUCUCUCUCUCUCCAUCUCUUAUUUUCUCUCUCUCUCCAUCUCUUAUUUUCUCUCUCUCUCUCUCUCCAUCUCUUAUUUUUUCCUUCUCUCUCUCCAUCUCUUAUUUUUUCCUUCUCUCUCUCCAUCUCUUAUUUUUUCCUUCUCUCUCCAUCUCUUCUUUCUCUCUCUCUCUCCAUCUCUUAUUUUCUCUCUCUCUCUCUCUCCAUCUCUUCUUUCUCUCUCUCUCUCUAUCUCCAUCUCUUCUUUUCUCUCUCUCUAUCUUCAUCUCUUCUUUCUCUCUCUCUCUACAUUUCCUCUUCUUUCUCUCUCUUUUUCCCCAUGUCUUUGUUUCUCUUUCCUACUUUUCCAAUUCUAAAUAUUCUUUCUUUCUUUCAUUUUUCUUUUUACUCUUAAUUUCAUUGAUUUUUUUUUGCUCAUUUUUUUAUCUUCCAUCUUAUUUCUACUUUCUUUCCUUUCUUGAGUCAUCAAUUAUUUUUUCUACUUUCUCUUUUACCCCCCCAUCCUAUUCAUUUUUCCUUUCUUUUCUCCUUCUCAUUGUGUCACUCUAUCUUUUCUUUGUUCUCACUCUUUCUUUCCUUCCUCAUUUUCUCUUCUUUUUCUCCAUUCUUUUUCCUCUUUUUUCCUGUUUUUAA